GCACAGAAGCCGACAGACGAGCGAGUGACAGAGAAACAACAGACGAACGAGUGGAGGGGAGCGCUAGAGCAAGAGAAAGAGGAAGAGAGAAAAAAAGAAGUGAUAGUGAAGUGAAGACGUGAAAAGGAAGAGUUUGGAACGAGUGAUAGAGUUUGGAGCUGUUAAACGAAUGGAAGAGGGAAGAUGAGAGAACGAGUGAAACAGUGACUGUGUAAGCAAGAGAGAGAGGGAGAGAGAGAGAACACUGUGGUUUCCGUGGCUACGCGAGGGUUCUAUGGAGCGCUGGACAUUCCAGGAUGGAACUCUACUGUCUUCUACUCAGCCUGAUGGCUAGUGCUCUACUACAAGAGGUUAGCGGUGUCCUGAACGUGACGGUGGUGCCCUGGCCGGUGGUGACGGUGUCCGAGGGCUCCAACGUGACGCUACGCUGCCGCGUGAUAGGCCGCUGGCGGUCGGGGGCGGGGCAGGAAGAGGCGGAGUCAGAGGCGGAACCAGGAAGUCUGCCGGUGGUGCGAUGGAUGUUCGUACCGGAACACGGAGGCGACGAGACACUGGUGGCCAAGGUGAACCUACGGCGUGCCAAGUUCUAUGGAAACUACACCAAGAGCUUCAGUGCCCCCAAGCUGCGGCUCAAGGUGCUGCAGCAAGGGACGGUGUAUGAGCUAAUGCUAGUUAGCGCAAAUGCUAACGACAGGGGAACGUACGUCUGCAGAGCGCAGGAGUUCACACGGCACCGAGAACGCUGGAGACAAACAGCUCACAACAGCUCAGCUGCAACACAACUAAGAGUCAAAGUAAGACCUCGUAGCGGGUGCAAGAUCAAUUUGGUAGAAGAAGACGUGUACCUGUGUGCGGUGCUGAUCUGCUCGGUUGGGCUGGUGUGUGUGUGUUUGUUCACCACGGUGGUCUGCUGCCAAUAUCUGCAGAGGAAGAGGAGGCGAAAAGAAAACUACCAUCUGGUCAGAAGCCCACAGAGCAGUUCCGGAGAGACAGUGUUGAGCAUCAUCAGUCCGUCUCCUGCUCUGCCGAAGAAAGAGAGAAAAUACAAGAGCCGAAAACACACACACACACACCCGGACACACCGCCCGAGAUACCAGCUAAAGCUCCUAUAGGAGAGAAGAUCCGAAAGCCGAAACUCAUCAAAGCUCUGCCCACAAACCUGCUACUGCCAAUCGUAGAGGAGUCUCUGACGUAUGCGGAACUCGAGCUGGUCAAGCAGGCCACGCCCACCAUACAAGCCACUCCCACCAAGCCAACAUCACCCACUGUCUACGCACAGAUCCUCUUCACGGACGAACCUGUCUGACAAA
Messenger RNA from Engraulis encrasicolus (European anchovy), 1311 nucleotides. It is a transcript of the gene vstm4b, whose product is annotated as V-set and transmembrane domain containing 4b. Lineage: Eukaryota; Metazoa; Chordata; Actinopteri; Clupeiformes; Engraulidae. Gene Ontology annotation, cellular component: membrane. The coding region runs from base 297 to 1307 and encodes 336 amino acids. The transcript is spliced from 11 exons. The record is from RefSeq and is a predicted model, not a curated record.